Trichobilharzia regenti is the source of this 1177-nucleotide messenger RNA. The record is from the annotation of a GenBank genome assembly. NCBI's taxonomy places the organism in Eukaryota, Metazoa, Platyhelminthes, Trematoda, Strigeidida, Schistosomatidae.
AUGAUAGAUUUCAGACGGACCCCUUGCAGCAGUCUGUGGUCGGCGUACGAUCCUCGCGCAUUCAAAUUGGAAGGACUAAGUGAUGACCUUGAGAACAAUGUCCCGUCGGUUUGUAACACACUACUCCACGCCUUAAACAAAAUAUCAGUUAACCAGCAGUCUAGAGAAUCUUGUCCUAAACUAUAUGAUGAAUGUCACCUGAAUAAGCCUGCUGCGUAUCUAAAGCAAUAUUCUCCAAGUAGCAAUCACAUCUCCAGCGGCGGCGGUGUAUUGGGAUCGCACGUACACACUUGCAAUCCUAUCACUCAAGCCCGAGUUCACACAGGUCAACCUAUUAGUCAAGUUAGAGUUUCAACUCAAGUCAGCAAUAACAAUUACAAUAGUAAACUCAUGGCGCCGAGUUUCUAUGCUACACCUGCACCUGUAUAUAGUAGUGUGAGCAAUCCCCAACCAUACUCUCCGAAUCCUGGUAUUCUCAAUGGCACUCCUCCCAAUGUAGCACCUUAUAUCUGUCAAGAGCAGUACCGAGUCUCCAGAACCACGGAAUCAUCACAGUUUUCGGACUACCUGUUACUCGCUAAAGCAUUUGGGGCAGCUGUGGCAAUACUAAACAUGAAACCGAUAAAACCGCCUAGACAUCACCAGUUCCCAAUCUGUUCACUUAGGUCUAAGGAGUGGGACAAGGAUACCCUUAAACUUCAUGCAUGGUAAAUAAUAAGUGUGUUAUGUUCUAAUUUAUUGUUUAGGGUCAAUGCCAUUUGUUGCCAGAAAAUUCCUCGUACAUUGAAAAAGGUGUUUUUAGCUGUACGUAAGAGGUUGGAAUAUGAUUAUGCUCUUUGUGCAUUUUGUCGAAACAAUGGAGAGUCUCCUGAGAUCUAUGUUACUCAUGAGGUUAAAGAUCAAGAAGGUCGUGUCACCUGCCCUGUACUACGUGUACUUACCUGCCCAAAUUGUCAUGCAACCGGUGAUAAUGCGCACACAAUCAGUUAUUGUCCUCAUCUUAAACAAUUCUCUUAACUUUUGUUAUCAUUAUUAUUAUUUGUAUAAUAUUUCUGCAUAUGAUAGUCAUAUUAUUUUCUUAUUUCAUUAUUAUUUUUAUUUUCAAUGAGUUCUCAUUUUAUGUACGAAUGUUCCUAAUGUUUCCAAUGAAUUAUAAAGUACUUGUUCACUUAACACC